GCUCAAGUGACACAACGCUGAAGCUUUGGAAAGGAGCAGCAUGUAUACACACUUUUUCUGGGCAUACAGACACUGUUCGAGGCCUUGCUGCAAUGCCUGGUCUAGGAGUUCUUUCUGCAUCCCAUGAUGGUUCCAUAAGACUGUGGGAACUUAGUGGUCAAGUUCUACUGGAGAUGGUUGGUCACACUGCUAUCGUCUAUUCUGUUGAUGCUCAUGCCUCUGGGCUUAUUGUCAGUGGCAGUGAGGAUCGUUUUGCAAAGAUAUGGAAAGAUGGAGUCUGUAUCCAAAGCCUAGAGCACCCUGGCUGUGUUUGGGAUGCCAAAUUCUUAGACAACGGUGACAUUGUGACCGCAUGCUCUGACGGUGUUGUGCGCGUUUGGACUACUCAUCAGGAUAAGAUUGCUGACCCUGCAGAACUAGAGUCAUAUGCUGCACAACUGUCACAGUACAAGCUCAGUAGGAAAAGAGUUGGAGGGUUGAAAUUGGAAGAGCUUCCUGGGCUUGAGUCCUUACGGAUCCCAGGUACUAGUGAUGGGCAGACUAAAGUUGUCCGUGAAGGGGACAAUGGAGUGGCGUAUGCAUGGAAUAUGAUGGAACAAAAGUGGGAUAAAAUUGGUGAAGUGGUUGACGGGCCUGAUGAAGGCAUGUCACGUCCUCUUCUUGAUGGAAUUCAAUAUGAUCAUGUGUUUGAUGUUGAUAUUGGAGAUGGUGAACCUGUUCGCAAAUUGCCCUAUAAUCGCUCAGAUAAUCCAUAUGACGUUGCUGAAAAAUGGCUACUCAAAGAGAAUCUGCCUCUUUCUUACCGUGAACAAGUGGUGGAAUUCAUUCUUCAAAAUACUGGUCAGAAACAGUUUACUCCUGAUCCAUCAUUCUGUGACCCCUACACUGGCAGUAGCGCUUAUAUGCCUGGUCAACCUUCAAAUUCAGUUGCACCAACAGCAAAACCUACUUUUAAGCAUGUCCCCAAGAAAGGAAUGCUAGUUUUUGAUGCAGCACAAUUUGAUGGUAUACUCAAGAAAGUUUCAGAGUUCAAUACUACUUUACUGUCUGCCUCAGAGCAAAAACAUAUGGGAUUGACUGAGGCUGAUAUGUCUAGACUAGCUUCUAUCCUUCAUGUUUUGAAGGACACAUCACACUACCAUAGCAGUAAACUUUCAGAUGAUGAUGUUGUAAUGGUGCUGAAGUUGCUAAAAUCUUGGCCGCUGACGAUGUUAUUUCCAGUAAUUGAUAUUUUGAGGAUGAUCAUACUGCAUGCUGAUGGUGCUGCGGUACUUUCCAAGCAUGUCAACAGUGCCAAUGAUGUGCUUAUGGAGUUGAUCAAGAAGGUCACAACCAGUCCACCACUUCCUGCAAAUCUUUUGACAAGUGUUCGUGCUUUGACUAACCUCUUUAAGAAUGGAUCCUAUCAUGAUUGGCUGUUAAAGCAUCGUGGGGAGGUUCUGGAUGCCUAUUCCACGUGUUACUUAUCUUCCAAUAAGAAUGUUCAGUUGGCUUAUUCAACAUUGAUACUCAACUAUGCUGUACUCUUGAUUGAAAAGAAGGAUGAAGAGGGACAGUCUCAAGUUCUUUCGGCUGCACUUGAGAUUGCAGAAGAGGAAAGCGUUGAAGCUGAUGCAAAAUUUCGGGCUUUAGUUGCCAUAGGAUCACUGAUGCUUGCGGGUGUUGUUAAAAGAAUUGCAAUGGACUUUGACGUUGUCAAUAUUGCAAAAUCAGCAAAGGCAUCUAAAGACGCAAAGAUUGCUGAAGUUGGAGCGGACAUUGAGCUCAUCACAAAGCAGAGUUGAGCUGGUAACUUUGCAUGUUUCGCGCGGUUUAGGAUAUUUUUUUGCCAGAGUGAAGAUACAAGCCAGAGAAUCACGCUCUGGUUGUUUACAGCUUUGGCCCAACAAGGAUGUGGAUAGUAUCUUCGGCAGCUAGUAUGUUUGUUGCUGUCGGAGGGUGCCUUUUAUCUGCUUCGAUUUUAUGCAUGAAACAAUGUCACGACAUCUCUCCGGAGGCGAGAUCCCCUUUUUUUUUUUUUUUUUUUUUUUUUGGUAGUUUUUGUGGUGGACAAAUGACAACAAUGAUUAAACUGGUAUAGCAAGGGGAAAAAAAGGAUGAACGUGAUGAGAAGUGGACUUGAACUUGUAACGGUCGAAAUUCGUAAUGAAAUUAAAAAUGGCAUACAAGCUAGAAAAUGUUAAAACUUGCUAUGCUACAAAAGGAUUCUAAAGUCAAAA
Messenger RNA from Capsicum annuum, 2219 nucleotides. RefSeq names its product phospholipase A-2-activating protein. The record is from RefSeq and is a predicted model, not a curated record. Gene Ontology annotation, molecular function: ubiquitin binding. Gene Ontology annotation, cellular component: nucleus; cytoplasm. NCBI's taxonomy places the organism in Eukaryota, Viridiplantae, Streptophyta, Magnoliopsida, Solanales, Solanaceae. Gene Ontology annotation, biological process: proteasome-mediated ubiquitin-dependent protein catabolic process; ubiquitin recycling.